AUGUCAGACGCCGGCCGCAAGAACUUUUCCGAUAAAGUCAGUGAGACUCUUACCCCCGACAAUGAGAAGUCGCUCGGCCAGAAGGCCAAGGAGGGAAUCACCGACGCUUACGACAGUGCCGCUUCCAAGCUUGAGCCCGAGUCCCAGAAGUCUGUUGGCCAGAAGGCUGGUGAUGUCGCUUCCGACAUGAAGAAGGACACCAAGAAUGCUGGUCAGUCCGUUGGCGAUUCUGCCAAGGACGAUGGCGAGUCUUUCCUCCAGCAGGCUGAGGACGCCGCUAAGAACGCUUUGAACACUGCUGGCGAGUACGUCAACUCUGCUUCUGAGUACAUUCAGGGAAAGCAGUAA
This is a messenger RNA of Wickerhamiella sorbophila, 348 nucleotides long. Its product is annotated as heat shock protein. NCBI's taxonomy places the organism in Eukaryota, Fungi, Ascomycota, Dipodascomycetes, Dipodascales, Trichomonascaceae. The record is from RefSeq and is a predicted model, not a curated record. The transcript has a single exon. The coding region runs from base 1 to 348 and encodes 115 amino acids.